Messenger RNA from Rhinolophus ferrumequinum (greater horseshoe bat), 1462 nucleotides. RefSeq names its product C-X-C motif chemokine ligand 8 (gene CXCL8). Gene Ontology annotation, biological process: antimicrobial humoral immune response mediated by antimicrobial peptide; chemokine-mediated signaling pathway; inflammatory response. NCBI's taxonomy places the organism in Eukaryota, Metazoa, Chordata, Mammalia, Chiroptera, Rhinolophidae. Gene Ontology annotation, molecular function: chemokine activity; CXCR chemokine receptor binding. The record is from RefSeq and is a predicted model, not a curated record. The transcript is spliced from 4 exons. Bases 75 to 380 code for a protein of 101 amino acids. Gene Ontology annotation, cellular component: extracellular region.
UGGGGACAACAGAGCUCACAAGCUUCUAGGACAAGAGCCAGUAAGAAAGCGGAAAGAAAACACUUGGUGUAAACAUGACUUCCAAGCUGGCUGUGGCUGUCUUGGCUGCUUUCCUGCUUUCUGCAUCUCUGUGUAGAGCUGCCGUUGUGUCAAGAAUAGCUACAGAACUUCGAUGCCAGUGCAUAAAGACCCACUCUGCACCUUUCCACCCCAAAUUUAUCAAAGAAUUGAGAGUGAUUGAGAGUGGACCACACUGUGAAAAAUCAGAAAUCAUUGUAAAGCUCCACAAUGGAAACGAGGUCUGCCUGGACCCCAAGGAAAAGUGGGUGCAGAAGAUUGUGCAGAUAUUUUUGAAGAGAGCUGAGAAGAAGAAUCCAUGAAAAAAAAGCGUUCUCCUCGGUAAAGAUGCCACUGAAACUUCAACCAAACCUACUCUAGUGCUUCAUGGACUGUGUGGGUCUGGUGAGGAGUUGCCAGAUAAAAUACACGAUGCCCAGUUAAAUUUGAAUAUUGGGUAAAACAAUGAAUAGUUUUUUUUCAAUGUCCCAUGAAAUAUCUAGGACAUACUUAUAUUUGAAAAAUUAUUCAUUAUAUACCAUAAGCUCAAAUUUAGCUAGAAAUCUGGUAUUACUUUUCUGGUUAAAUAUUGCAACCCUAGUCUGCUGGCCAAGAUCCACAAGUGCCUGUUCAACUGCGCCUUGGUUUCUUCUUUAUUACUAGCCUGGAGAAAAAGUAUCAGCCAUCAUCUUACCUCACAGAAAUGUGAGGACACGUGAAAGCAAUUUAACUUUUUCAUGAUCAUGUAAAUUAUUUCCAAAUGUAACUUAUUCCCCUAUUUAUUAUUUAUAUAUUUAUUUAAGCAUCAAAUAUAGUCAUAUUUGUGCAUGAAUUUGAAAAAUGGAAAAAAACCCACAUUGUUGAUAGGAUAGUAUAGUGAUGGUCAUGAAUUUAUAUUUAUUUUAGAUCUUAAGCAAUAUAUAGAAUUAUUUUGAUCAGAGUUGUUUUAUUUUGAUCAGGGUUGCCAGAUUUAGCAAAAUUAAAAGCAAACAAAUAGGACAUCCAGUUAAUUUUUAUUUCAAAUGAACAGUGAAUAAUUUUUUAGUAUAAAUACACCAUUAUGUAUCUUAAAUUUUAAUUGAACUGGCAAUCCUACUUUUGAUACUCCUUGUAUUGUCUUGUUAUGCUAUACUGUAUUGAGUCACCAGAAUCCUGAAUUACGUCUAUCUUUCUCAAAACAACAAAAAUUCACCAGAAAAUAUUAACAAAGUAAUUUACUGCUGGUUAAGACUUAUUUAUUGUGUUCAAAUAGAUUCUUAUAAUUUUAUUUAAAUAAUUGUGGUUUUUAACACUCUAUGUUUUACUUUAAGAUACUUUUGCAUGCUCCCAAAGAGAUUUUUUCCUACUGUUUUCAAUGGUCUAGAAAUAUAAAUGUAACUAUAACACAUUUAAAAUAAAAUUUAUU